This is a messenger RNA of Elaeis guineensis (African oil palm), 1163 nucleotides long. Its product is annotated as cyclin-U1-1. Lineage: Eukaryota; Viridiplantae; Streptophyta; Magnoliopsida; Arecales; Arecaceae. The record is from RefSeq and is a predicted model, not a curated record. Gene Ontology annotation, biological process: regulation of cyclin-dependent protein serine/threonine kinase activity. Gene Ontology annotation, molecular function: protein kinase binding.
ACUGGGAAGGGAGACCGCGCGCAGUGCGAGAAAUGGAGCCCGGCGGCGAAACGGAGGAGGCGGAGGCGGCGCCGCCGAGGGUUCUGGCGGUGCUGACGCAGGUGCUGGAGCGGCUGGUGGCGCGGAACGACAGGAUCGGCCCGGAGGCGGAGCGAUGGCCGGAGAAUGCGGAGGACGGGUGGCAAAGGCGGCAACGGGGCCUGGCGGCGUUCCGGGCAGCCCGGCCGCCGAGUAUCAGCGUGGGAAAGUACCUGGAGCGGAUUCAUCGGUACACCGGAUGCAGCCCCUCAUGCUUCGUGGUGGGAUUCGUGUACAUCGAUCGGGCGGUCCACCGCAACCCGGGAUCUCUCGUCGUAUCGCUCAAUGUCCACCGUCUGAUCCUCACCAGCGUCCUGAUCGCCUCCAAGGUUCUCGACGACAUGCAUCACAAUAAUGCCUUUUUCGCAAGGGUUGGAGGCGUGAGCAACACAGAGCUAAACCAAUUAGAGCUAGAGUUGCUCUUCUUGUUGGACUUUAGAGUCAUGGUCAGUUCACAUGUUUUUGAGAGCUAUUACUUGCACUUGGAGAAGGAAAUGAUGUGGAGCAUGACUAAUCAAAAGAUUACGAGAGCUAUCUUUGAUGAUCUACAAGAUGGUGAAGCAAAAGGAUCUGUAAAUGAUGCUAAUCAGUGUUCUUUGUCAUCACCGUAUCAUUCUAUAGAUUAAUAAUACUAUAAUAUUUUUAAUAAUUUUCAUCCUUAGAUGUUGAAAUUUACAAACUAAUAUAAAUCAUAUACAUAAAAGUAACAAAAAAAAUACCUUAAUGGGAUGGACUCUUUUUUUGCUAUUGAAAACUUUCAUAGAUGGAAAAGAAACAAGAGAAAAAUAAUUGAAAAGAAAAAGUUUACAUGGUUUAGAAACAUUUUAUAGUUGAACAAGUUUCUUUUCCUUUUUUUUUUUGAUUUAGUGAAUGUCUAGAAGUCAUUAUAAAGAAGAAAAAUAUUGUAGAAAAUGUCAAUGAUUUUCUUGUGCAUCCAUGAACUAUUCAUUAUACAUGAAAAAAAUGAUGAAAAGGUGAAUUGAUAGUCAUCUCCUACUAAUCAUUUUAUCAAAGUGAUGGUCAGUGUUAGAGCAGUGCUACAAUGACUCAAUAAUCUUAAAUAGAUGGAUAAGUUUUUGUGGCUU